AAGAAGCAGACGCUAGCUAGCAGACAACGUAAACACUGGCACGUCUCUGCGUAGAUUUAGCAGUUUAGCAUUUGAUUUCUUUUGCUUCUGUUUUAUUGUAUAACAUCUACACGAUGCGGUAGAGUAGCCAAGAGUCUCCAGGUGCGCCAUGUUUGUUUGGAUCUGGGAAUAACCACGGCCUUGAAGCUGUCCUGCUAACGGAUGCCCAUGAUUCAGCUGGAGAAACCAGUGCUGACUGGUACCAUGCCCGUGGUCUGGCCCACCAUCCUGGACCUGGGCAGGGAUGAGUGCAAAAGAAUUCUCCGAAAACUCGAGCUGGAGGCUUACGCUGGGGUUAUCAGCGCCCUGCGAGCCCAGGGAGACCUGACAAAGGACAAGAAGGAUUUGCUGGGAGAACUCACUAAAAUCCUUGGUAUCUCAACAGAGCGCCAUCGAGCUGAGGUCCGCAGGGCUGUCAACGAUGAACGCCUCACCACCAUUGCAUAUCACAUGUCAGGUCCGAACAGCUCGUCCGAAUGGUCCAUUGAAGGACGGCGGCUUGUCCCCUUGAUGCCGAGGCUGGUCCCCCAGACGGCGUUCACUGUGACUGCUAAUGCUGUGGCCAGUGCAACGGCCAAUCAGAAUGCCUCCCUUCUGUUGCCGGCGGAAACGGGAAACAAAGAAGUGGUUGUGUGUUAUUCCUACACAAGCACCACCGGCACCUCCACCAGCGCCACAGCCACCAGCGGCGCCAUAGGAGCAACUGUGAAAUCCCCACGACCGCCCAGUCCCUCAUCCAACGUGGUGGUGCUGCCCAGCGGGAGCACCGUCUAUGUGAAGAGCGUGAGCUGUUCCGACGAGGACGAGAAGCCUCGCAAGCGCAGGCGGACAAACUCGUCCAGCUCGUCGCCGGUGAUGCUGAAGGAGGUCUCCAAGGUGAUGCCGCCGGUGUCCAAGAACAUCACGGUGCCGGUGAGCAGCCCCAAGAUGAGCAACAUCAUGCAGAGCAUCGCCAACUCGCUGCCGCCCCACCUGUCCCCCGUCAAGAUCACCUUCACCAAGCCCACCAUCCAGACCACCAACACCACCACGCAGAAGGUGAUCAUCGUGACAACUUCUCCCAGCUCCAACUUUGUGCCCAACAUCCUGUCCAAGUCUCACGCCCACAACAAUGCCGCUCUGUCCAAGCUGGUCUCCACCUCCAUGCUGACCGCCACCGCCCAGAAACAGACGGUGGUCUUCCCAGCCAGCGCCAGCACGGCAGCCAACACCGUCGCCGUGACCACGAUGGUCUCCUCUACUCCGUCAGUGGUCAUGUCAACAACAUGUGCUUCUUCAGCUGGAGUGAAGAUGGCUUCAGCCAGACUUCCUUCUCCUAAGACCCUGAUGGGAUCGCCGGCUCAGAUCCUGGCCCAGUUCCCCAAACAGCAGUCACCCAAACAGCUGCAGCAUAGCUCGGCUAUGGGGGUCUGCCAGACCCAGACCACCACCACCUCGCCGGGCUCCAAGCCCACCAUUCAGAUCAAACAAGAGUCCGGGGUCAAGAUAAUCACUCAGCAGGUGCAGCCCAGCAAAAUCCUGCCCAAGCCUUCGUCGGUGGCUUUGUCCAGCAGCAGCUCGUCUCCCAUCAUGGUCGUCAGUAGCAACGGAGCCAUUAUGACCACCAAACUGGUCACUCAGUCCACAGCUACCCAGGCCACCUACACCAGACCCACUGUGAGCCCCAGCCUCGGCGCCAGAAUAUCAGCCUCCGGCGGUGGCACCACCUACGUCAAGACCACCAGCGGCAGCAUCAUCACAGUGGUGCCCAAGUCUCUGGCCACGCUGGGCGGCAAGAUCAUCAGCAGCAACAUCGUCUCCGGCACAACGACUAAGAUCACCACCAUCCCCAUGACCUCCAAGCCAAACGUCAUAGUGGUGCAGAAAACCACAGGAAAAGGAGCGACCAUCCAAGGACUACCCGGCAAGAAUGUGGUCACCACACUUCUAAACGCCGGGGUGUUGCCAAAGUUUGAAACCUUCACAUCCUACACAAAGGGUGAGAAAGGCCUGCAGGCUGUUCAGGGCACCAAACCAGCGAUCAUCACCGCCUCCAGACCCAUCACCAAGAUGAUCGUCACCCAGCCCAAAGGCAUGAGCUCUGGCUCCCAGGCCACCGCCACCAAGAUCAUCCCAACAAAGAUCGUCUACGGCCAGCAGGGCAAGACACAGGUUCUCAUCAAGCCUAAGCCCGUCUUCCAGACGGCGGUGGUGAGCGAACAGACCCGGCAGCUGGUCACCGAGGCGCUGCAGCACGUGACCCGCUCGGCAGAACUCGCGCAGAGUCAGGCCAUGAGCCAGGACGGGUCCACGAAGGACGACUCCGGAAGCUUAGCCGGCGAGUCGUCCCACAGCGGCGCUCAAGAGCCUCAGCCCGUAGUGCACGUGAUGUCCUCCAGAGAGCAUGACUGGACAGAGCAGGAAAUAUCAGUGGAGUCCAGCCCCACCAUUAUCUACCAGGAGGUGUCUGCUGGGGAUUCCCAGUCCGCCGCUUCCACCAUCAAAGCCCUGCUGGAGCUUCAACAGACAGCAGUGAAAGAGAAGGCGGAGUCCAAACCCAGACAGCACACCAUCGACCUGAGCCAGAUGGCCGUGCCCCUCCAGCUGGCCCAGGAGAAGAAGCCCAGCCCGGAGUCCCCGAGGCCGUCCACCUCAGAGGCUGAACCCAGCACUGAGUACGUCACAGCAGGUAAAGUCAGCAGCAGAGUGGGGGGGGUGCCCUCCGAGGAUGACAACGUGGUCAUGUCCUCCAGCCAGCAGCUGGGGAAGCCCUACAAAAUAUGCAGCCAGGUUACCGUGGUUACCAAACCCGCUGCCACCGUCGCCUCCGCAGCCGCAGCCACGCACGUCAGCCACGUGCCCUCUGACAGCCACGGUAAAAGCGACACCGUGUUGGAGGUGGGCGAGCUGGAAGGCGACACCUUGGACCCCCAAACGGGCUUGUUUUACCGCUCCAGCCAACCGGCUACGGAUCCCGUGAGACAAACCCCCCACUCUGCAGCCGCUCAGCCGCCUCCCUCGAGCCAGGCAGAGGCCGAGCAGAGUCGGCUCACCUCCACCUCCACCUCUGUGCAGCCGCCGCCACAACUGCAGAGCAAACCUCAAAUCAGCCAGCCUUCCUCUUCCUCCGCCGCCUUCCCCUCCACCCUCCCUCUGACGAAGAAACUACCGAAACUACGGGAGCAGAUUCAGCCCAAACCCCAGGCCUUGACCCUGAGCCCCAAAGACAGACCACUGACCGCACCAGCCCAAGUCGUGGCAAAGGUCAUGACCCCGAGCACACCAACCAAGCCCCUGUUGACGCCGCAGCUGCCGAAGCUCCAGCAGGCGCCCACAUCCCACCACAGACCCCUGCACACACCCAUGUCCCACCCUCCUCCACUGCAGGCGCACCACCCUGUCAGCACGGAAAAGACCACCUCCAGCCAGCAGCCAAUCAUCACACAGAGCGCCACCGUCACCAAGAUCACCUUCGGAGGCUCCCAUCAUUCGUCGCAGGUCUUCAGCAGCGGCGAGGCCACCGCCAAACUGAUCCCCGAGUCCAGCUCCAGGCCGUCGGGGGACAAGCCCUCGGUGUCGGACAUCCUGAAGAUCUCCAUGAUGGAGGCGGAGAUCGAUCCGAGCACGGAGCCAAUGGUGGUGGAUUCAUCCAGCGACUGCGGCCCUCUGGGAAAAGCCCUGGAGGUCCAGGCCGUGUCAGGCACGCUGGACUCGGGCCAGUUCAUCAGCAGCUCUGGGGCCUCCAUGCAUCAUCCCCACACAAAGUCCCAGCAGUUCAGCUGCAUGCAGGGUCUCACAGCACAGAGGAGCAAAGAGGACCUGGAGGUCAUUGAGGUGAUUCCUCAGUACUCCAUCCUGCCGGACUCCAGCCAGUCCAACGUGGUGGUGGAGCCCAGCGGCUUCCUGGAGAUCACCAACUACACCAGCCAGCAGCUGGAGGAGGACAGCCCCAUGGAGCAGGAGGUGGACAGCAGCAACGACGAGGCCGCGGCCGCCAGUCCCCCGACCAACCGUAGACACUCCAGGCCGGAGGCACCGGUGGUUUGAGACCCGGUGGACAAAAGACUUUCUGGCUGUCUUUUUUUUUUUUUUUUUUUUUUAUAGUGCAAGAGCAAAAAAAAUGCUGUCUGUUUUUUGUUUUUUUUUGUAAAAUAUUAGUUUUACUUCUUUUCUUCAGCACAACUAAUGGGACAUGUGUUUUUUAUUGCCGGCGAGGAGCGCUGGAGGGAAAACAAAGGUGCGAGGUGAAAGGAUUAGUUUUAGUGCAGCAACAGACCGUUGGAAACGCAGCCUCUCAAAACAAACCUUCCAGGACAGUUGCACAUCCAUGAAAUUGAUUAUUUGGAAGUUUUGGCACCGUGCCACUGUACGUCCUUUCUGUAACAUACAGUCGGAUCAAACCACUACAGUCCUGCAUUAAUAUGUUGCAUUUAUUGUCCAGAGUAUUUCAAAUAUAUGUUCCCCAAUUUUGUGUACAAAGCGACUCUGCCGUUGAUGGACAUCUGAAGGUUUUUCUACCAGAUGAACAGUAUUUCUUUUGACUGAGGUGCAGUUUUUUAACAGUGAAAUCUCAUAAAAUGCUUUUGGGACUUUUCAGAAGACAGAACAAAGCUGGAGCAGAUUGAAACUGCUGCGUGGAAGGAACAUAAACCAGACAACAGUCCUGGAGGAAGGAUAACAUAUGUGUUACUGUUCAUUGUAACUGAUGUGAUGUAAAAAGAAAACAUUAACAAAUGUACCUUUUUUUUGUAAGAUAUAUUCUGCAGUUUAAAAAAGGUUGCUGUGAGAAAAUAUGCAUUUGCUUCUGCAUAGUGUUUGAAACUAUGCAUUUAUUUUAUACCUUUUCAAACUAGAUGACUAGUUGAGACAUACAAAUCAUUUAAUCUGCACAAUAAAUCCGCUGAGUAGAACAUGUCAGUUUAUACAGCUUUAUUGGUCGCAAACAAAAUGAGCUUUUUGGAUGUAGUAAGACAAAAUGAGAGAUUAACAGUGUGAUGCUUUGAAUCUUCAGCUUUCUAGUGUCAAACUCUUGCGAUGCAUCAUUCUGCACGGAUUAGGUCAAACAUCAAAGGGAAGUAACCACAUGCAAAGCACAUGUUUCUGUGGAGGAGGACCUAAAAAAAAAGGACUUUUUACUGAAAUGCCUGUUAACAGGGACUCCCUACAAUACAAAGAAGUACUUCAACACUGAAAUUCUAGGAGCUUCCUCUCAUUGAGCAGUUGUGUAAGGGUGCUCUGGGUUCAAGGUUUGUGUUUUUGGUUAAAUAUGCUUGAUUCCAAAUUCAGCCGUCGCCAUGUUGAGAGCCAUGUGGAGACAAUCCCUCAGUCAUAGAUAUGCUCUGAAUUCGAUGUGCAGAUCCAUUUUUUUAUCUUAAUUUAGAUAAAUAAGCAACUAGUUUGAUUAUUAAGAAUUAAAAAAUGUACAAAUGAAUAUCAAAGCCCCUCUAAACUACACGCAUUUUAAUGUUUCACAAAAUAACAAGCCAUGUGUUAGUUUGCCAGGAGUCUUUGCUGUUGUUGGAUUCAAACCUGUGGUUUUUCCACUUCACUGGUGACAUUGCGGCCAAAUCCUGAACUACAACACGUUCAGAUUUGUAAAACGGAUUUCAUAAAGUGUUACUAGCCAAUUUUAGCCACGUACAACCAUUACAUUAUCU
Molecule: messenger RNA, 5675 nt
Organism: Anoplopoma fimbria (sablefish)
Lineage: Eukaryota; Metazoa; Chordata; Actinopteri; Perciformes; Anoplopomatidae
Gene: emsy
Product: EMSY transcriptional repressor, BRCA2 interacting
Exons: 21
Coding region: 202-4065 (1287 amino acids)
Biological process (GO): regulation of DNA-templated transcription
Cellular component (GO): nucleoplasm
Source: RefSeq, a predicted model, not a curated record